Fonsecaea multimorphosa CBS 102226 is the source of this 1404-nucleotide messenger RNA. RefSeq lists its product as uncharacterized. Gene Ontology annotation, biological process: amino acid transmembrane transport. NCBI's taxonomy places the organism in Eukaryota, Fungi, Ascomycota, Eurotiomycetes, Chaetothyriales, Herpotrichiellaceae. Bases 1 to 1404 code for a protein of 467 amino acids. The transcript has 3 exons. Gene Ontology annotation, cellular component: vacuolar membrane. The record is from RefSeq and is a predicted model, not a curated record. Gene Ontology annotation, molecular function: amino acid transmembrane transporter activity.
AUGGACAAGCAACAGGGUUCCGAAAAGAUCGAUCCUCUUCCCAGCCACGAGGGCGACGUGCCAGAAAUCCUCAAGGAGUCCGAUUUGGAGCGUGAAGUGUUCCAGAUCACCGAAGAUGGCGUCGACUUUCGAACCGUCACUUGGCCACGCGCUGCCAUCGUUUUCCUGAAGAUUCUCUUCGCUACCGGCGUCCUGAGCAUUCCGGCAGCUAUGUACGAGAUCGGUGCCGUUGGCGGUGCUCUGGUUCUGCUCGGUUUCGGCAUGCUGAACUGCUAUGUCGGCAAGAUACAGGGCGAUUUCAGAAACAAGCACCCUAGUUGCCACUCCGUUGCUGACAUGGUCGGAAUCAUGGCCGGCCCUCUUGUGAAGGAGCUCAUCGGUGGGCUCUACAUCAUUGCAUGGGUCCUGUGUGCCGGCGCUGGCAUCAGUGGCACAAGCGUCGCGUUCAACGCACUCUCCGAGCACGGGGCCUGCACGGUCUGGUUCUCCUUCGUUUCGAUGAUCAUCGUCGCGAUGUCGGCCUCGGUGCGCACCUUCCAAAAUCUCGGCUGGGUCGGUUGGGCUGGUUUCAUCUCGAUCUAUGUAGCCGUUUUUAUCCUCGUCGUUGCCGUCACCCAAGUUGACCGCCCAGCUGCAGCCCCCCCGUCUGGACCGUACGACCUAGGAUACCGCGCGAUCGGCACGACCUCGUUUGCCGGCGGCAUGGUCGCCACCACCACGAUCUUCGUCUCCUCAGCCGGCACUUCAGCCUUCAUCCCCGUCAUCGCAGAGAUGCGCCGCCCCCAAGACUUCAACAAGGCCCUCUACGUGUGCAUGGCCUUCGUGACUGCCUCUUACAUUACUUUCGCAUCGGUCAUCUACGCUUGGUGCGGCAUCUGGAUCACGGCGCCGGCGUUGGGCUCGGCAGGCCCGACAAUCAAGAAAGUCUGCAACGGCAUCGGCCUAGUAGGGCUUAUCGUGUCGGGCGCCUUUUACAACCACGUCGCUGCCAAAUACCUCUUCGUGCGCCUCCUGCGCCGCUCCAGGCACCUACAGUCCAAUUCACUCGUGCACUGGACCACCUGGCUGAGCUGCGUGUUCGGGCUCGCCGCCCUCGCCUUCAUCCUUGCCGAGGCCAUACCCGUGUUCAACUACCUCGUCGCCCUCACGGGAAGCAUGUGCUUCGCGCCCCUCGCGCUUAUGGUCCCCGCGUGGAUCUGGAUGUACGAUCACUCGCACUACCGCCGUGGCAGCAUCGUGCAAAAGGCCUGGUACGCAGCGCACAUCCUGCUGAUGGUGUUUGGCGCCUUUGUAUGUGUCGGCGGCACCUACGCCACCAUAAAAAGUAUCAUCGAUGCAUAUAAGAAUCAUACCAUUGGUGGUGCAUUUUCGUGUGAGGACAAUUCGGGGACUGUGCUGAGCUGA